Messenger RNA from Chironomus riparius, 4021 nucleotides. NCBI's taxonomy places the organism in Eukaryota, Metazoa, Arthropoda, Insecta, Diptera, Chironomidae. The record is from the annotation of a GenBank genome assembly.
AAAAAUAAGAGCAUACUUAAGUUAUUAAAUGCUAUUUGUAUUGUUAAUGUUCAUUUAAUUUAAAUUCUUUCAACAAUCUGUUAAAUUUUGUUUUGUGUUUUAUUGUUUUUCAAAUGUUUCUUUAAAUAUUAUCUUAUCAAAUUAUUAAAUAAUCAAUAAAGGUGGAACAAAACAGUGUGAAGUGUAGAAAUAAUAAAACAAGUGCCUGUGGCACAUUAGUGUGCAUUGUGAUACCUAGCGGUGAAGGUUCCUCAUCGGUGUAAUACUUAAAUUUUACAAAAAAAAAAUCAUAAUAGAGUUGAAAAUUGUGGAGAAAAAAAUAAAUAAAAUAUAAGAAGUAGUACACUGGAAAGUUCAUAACCUUCUGGAUAUAUACUUUUAUUUAUUAUAUUCAUACAUUCGCAUUUAUACAACAUCCAAGAGGCAAAAGAAAAUAAAAAUAAAAAAUAACCGAAAAUGACGAUGCGAGAACAAGAAGUUGGUGUAUUUGACUUCGUCCUUCUGGAUGAGAUCACUUUAGACAAGUUUAUGCAAAAUCUCAGAAAAAGAUAUCAAGCCGGCAAAAUAUACACCUACAUUGGCGAGGUCGCAAUAUCUGUAAAUCCAUACCGUUCAAUGAACAUUUAUGGCAAUGAAUAUAUCAGCAAGUAUAAAAAUCGUGAAUUAUUCGAGAAUCCACCGCACAUAUAUGCAAUUGCUGAUGCAGCUUAUCGAGACUUGAGGCAGCAGAACAAAGACACCUGCAUUGUCAUCUCGGGCGAGUCUGGCAGUGGAAAGACUGAGGCAUCGAAAAUUAUUAUGAAAUAUAUUGCAGCUGUCACAAAUGCACAUUCGCAAAAUGAUAUUGAGAGAGUCAAAAAUGUGCUGAUUCAGUCAAACACAAUCCUUGAGACAUUCGGAAAUGCCAAAACAAAUCGUAACGAUAACUCAUCGAGGUUCGGAAAAUACAUGGAUAUCGAGUUCGACUUUAAACACGAUCCAGUUGGCGGUAUCAUCACGAAUUUCUUACUUGAGAAGUCGAGAAUUGUUCAACAGCAAGAAGGCGAACGUAAUUUUCAUUGUUUUUAUCAACUCCUUCGUGGCUCAUCAGAUGCAGAGUUAAGGCAACUCGACUUGACACGUGAUCCAUCAAAUUAUCAUUUUACGAAUCAAGGAUCAACAGAAACACUCGCCGAAAAAAAUGAUUAUAAAGCCACAUCGUCAGCAUUUAAAGCGUUUGGAUUUUCACAAGAUGAAGUUAAUACAAUCUGGCGUACAGUCGCUGCCAUUCUUCAUUUGGGAAACAUAAAUUUUGGAGUUCAAGAUGAUGAAAUUGUCAUUCCAAAUAAAAGCCAAUUGAAGACGUUAUCUAAAUUAUUAAUGGUGACAGAAGCUGAAGUCUCAACUGCAUUAACACAGCGCGUUAUUGCAGCACAUGGUGACAUAAUGAAAAAGCAACAUGAUAAAUCGCAAGCUGAGUACGGACGUGAUGCUUUCGCAAAGGCCAUUUAUGAGCGUCUGUUUAAAUGGAUUGUCGAACGAAUUAACAAGGCAAUUGAAGUGCCAAAUAAAAAUGUUGCAAAGAGAUAUAACUUUGUCAUUGGUGUCGUCGAUAUUUAUGGAUUUGAGAUUUUCGAUAGCAAUAGUUUUGAACAGUUCUGCAUCAAUUACUGCAACGAAAAACUCCAACAGCUAUUCAUUGAACUUGUCUUAAAGCAAGAACAAGAAGAAUAUCAACGCGAGGGUAUCGCGUGGACAAAUGUCGACUAUUUUAAUAACCAAAUAAUUUGUGAUCUUGUUGAAGCACCGCACAAAGGUAUUAUCUCGAUAAUAGACGAAGCGUGCUUAACAGUAGGCAAAGUUAAUGACGAGAUGCUAUUAGAGGCAAUGGAUAAGAAAUUGGUUCAUCACAAACAUUACACGAGUCGUCAAUUAAAGCCAAUGGAUAAAGCUUUAAGACAUAAACAAGAUUUUCGUAUAACGCAUUACGCUGGCGAUGUUGUAUACUCAAUCAUGGGUUUUAUUGAGAAGAAUAAAGACACUCUGUUCCAAGACUUUAAGCGACUUUUGUAUAACUCAAAAGAUAAAAUAACAUCAUCAAUGUGGCCGGAAGGUGCACAAGACAUAAGUCGAAUUACAAAACGUCCACCAACAGCCGGUACAAUUUUCAUGAAAUCAAUGAGUGACUUAGUCCAAACAUUGUUAUCAAAAGAGCCAUUUUAUGUGAGAUGUAUUAAACCAAACGAUAUCAAAUCGUCAACAGUAUUUGAUGACGUAAGAGUUGAGCAUCAAGUAAGAUAUUUAGGAUUACUCGAGAAUGUGCGUGUAAGGCGUGCAGGUUUCGUCCAUCGACAACGAUAUGAUAAAUUUUUGCUCAGAUAUAAAAUGUUGUCACAAUACACAUGGCCUAAUUUCCGUGGACCAUCAGAAAGGGAAGGCGUUCGUGUUUUGUUAGAAGAGAAGCGACUGCUUAAUGAUUGCAAAUUUGGACAUACAAAACUUUUCAUUCGCAGUCCACGAACAUUAUUUCAAUUGGAACGUGAGAGAAAUGAAAUGAUUCCAAAUAUCAUCAUUUUCCUGCAGAAGCAAGUUCGUGGAUGGAGUGCACGACAAAAAUACAAGAAGAUGAAGGCAGCUGUAACAAUUAUAAGAGCUUACAGGCAGUAUAAGCUUCGUAGUUACGUUGCUGUGCUUGCACAACGCUUCCAACAUGCAAAACGAAUGCGUGAUUUCGGAAAGUCUAUCCAAUGGCCAACGCCGCCACUUGUUGGACGACAGGCUGAAGUGCAUUUAAAGCAAAUGCAUUCAAAUUGGCGCGCAAGCAUGAUAUUGAAGAAAUAUCCACGAAGUGAAUGGCCACAAUUAAGGUUGCAAAUCAUUACCGCAACAGCACUUAAAAAGCGAAGGAAAUUCUGGGGACAGGAGAGGAAAUGGAUGGGAAACUAUUUGGCAAUGUCCACAGAAAAUUCAAAUUAUUCAUCCUAUAAUGCCAGUGUUAAUAAUAUUAAGAAUACCGAUCAGUAUAAGAAAAUCAUAUUUUCAUCAUUCGUUAAGAAAUUCAAUAAAUGUAAUAAAUCAGCUGAUCGUGUAAUAAUCGUGACAGACGCAGCAAUUUAUAAACUUGAUGGUGCCAAAAAUAAGUUCAAGAAUAUGAAGCGAACCGUUGCUAUUAAGGAGAUUACGAGCAUUUCAGUAUCGCCUGGUCGAGAUCAAUUAAUCGUGUUUCAUUCGCAUCAUAACAAUGACUUGAUCGUCAACUUGCAAGGCGAACACACACAGCUUAAAGAAGAUAGAAUUGGAGAGAUUAUUGGACAUGUGUGCAAGAAAUAUCUUGACUUUACAGGUCGUGAUCUUCCAGUCAAUGUAUUAUCGACAGUAUCCGUCAAUCUCGGAGGAAAGCCAAGAAAAGUGUCAGUUGAGGCUGUUGCCGGUGUUGAAAAUGUUGGCUUUAAGCACGCCGGUCAAAUUAUCGUUUUUGAAGUUCCCAGUUCGUAUUCGUCGUCAAUUUAAAAAUACCAAUUUAAUGACUAAAAUCAUAAAAAUAAAAGUUUUUAUGACAUUCCGGCAUAGAAAAGGAUUAUUUUUGCAUAUUUUUUGUGCUGCCUAUAUCGCUACUUAAUCUUUUUUUGGACAUAAGUAUAUAUUUAAUAUUUUUUUGUAACUUAAAGUACUUAUCAACGAAUGACGAAAAGGAAAUAAUUUUUAAGAUUUAUGGAAAUAUCAUGUUAAGAGUGCCAUUAAAAAUGACAUAACUAAUCAAUUUUUUUUCUCUCAAACAAAAACUCACAUCAUUAUUGACUAUAGCCAGUGGUGUUCAACCUUUUUUGUGCUAUGGCACCCUUGGUGAUAACCUAUGACCAUACGGUUCAUGGCAUAUCCCAAAUUUUAUCAUGGCACACGGGUUGAACAUCACUGGACUACACAGAUACGCAUUGAGGCCGCGUAUUUUCAUCGAUUCGAGAAAAAUGAACAUAAAAUUUUAGCAGAUUUUUUAAUGUGAUAAUGUCAAACAUUUUAACGAUUUCGAUAAAAAAAGGAGUAA